AUGGGGUUUUCACGCUUUUCCACGUGCCCAAAAUGGUCUUUCUCUUCCACGGUGUUUUCCACGCUGUGGAAAAGAUGUGGAAAAGUGCCUGUGGAAAAGUCGGACCCUUUCUUGCACAGCCCUAAGUUGAGACUCUUUCUGCCAGCACUGCUGACACCAUUGGAGACUCAGGCAUGUUCAAGGAGGAGGGACCAUGCCUUCCUGACAAUCCUUUUGAUCCCUUCAAACAUCAGCCUGAGUCCAGCGGCAGAGAGUCUGCUCAAUGGCAAAGCUGCGGCCUGCUACAAUGCCCAGCGCACAAGGCUCUUGCUCAAUGGCACCUUCGACCUGCAACUCAUUCCUGAGCACAAAUUCUGUGGCAACUGGAAGGCAUGCAACUUCUUUGACAUCAGAGUUGGCUGGCCCCAGGUGCAGAUUCUCCAAGCAUGGUUGGGCUUUGAUGCAGAGGAUAGGGGAACUUGCCGCUCCAAAGAAGAGCUAAUCAUGGUGUCAAAGGCUCACUUGCUUGGCCCUGAUUGCGAGGCAGCCUACAAAGAAGACCUGCUCUACAUGGCCGGGUUAAAGGAGCAGAUCACCUUGGGAGGCUUUAAGCUCUUCAUUACUGGCCUCAAUGGUAAUGUCAACUUCAAGACCCUGGUGGUGAAUGCAAUGCCAGCUAUGGAGAAGCUGAGAUAG
Messenger RNA from Ceraceosorus bombacis, 675 nucleotides. NCBI's taxonomy places the organism in Eukaryota, Fungi, Basidiomycota, Exobasidiomycetes, Ceraceosorales, Ceraceosoraceae. The record is from the annotation of a GenBank genome assembly.